AUGAACAACGCAGCAGAACAACACACGGACGAACAGCGCAGAUCCUCCGGAAUGUUCGCAUCCGCAUCGUCCGUGCUUCAGCCAUCACCAAACGGCACGAUGCCGCAUACGCUCCCGGAGGCAACGCCCGAGCAGCAUCAUCACCCGGCGCCAUCGCAAAAUCCAUCAGCGCCGCCAUCGCUCCCACAGCUCGCGUCGGCGUCCCCAAGCAGCGAUAACGGAGUAAUAUUGCAAAUGAUGCAAUUGUUGCAGCAACAAAUAUCUCAGCAGCAACAAUGGAUGGCCAAUAUGCUACAACAAGUGCCAAUGGCAAAGCAAGCGGAUAGCCAACGUGAGCCGAAUGAUCCGGAGAUAAUUUUGAACGCACUCGCGGAGAGCAUCACCGAAUUCCAUCACGACGCGGAGGCGGGUAUCACUUUCGGAGCGUGGUACGACCGCUACGAAGACCUUUUCGAUCGCGACGCUUGCCGUUUAAGCGAUUCAGCAAAAGUGCGUCUUUUGGGGAGGAAGCUGGGCACCGCCGAACAUAAUCGCUUCACUAGUUUCAUACUCCCUCGCGCUUCCCGCGACCUCACCUUCGCCGAGACCGUAACCACACUUAAGGGACUAUUCGGCAGUAAGGAAUCCCUUUUGAGCAAGCGUCAUAGAUGUUUCAAUACAUCAAAAGCUCGAGGGGAGGACUUACUCGGUUUCGCCUGUCGGGUCAACAAGGCAUGUGUGGAUGCUGAGCUAUCGGCCAUGACAGAGGAACAAUUUAAGUGCCUUAUGCUGGUGAGCGGCCUGAAGGAUGAAGAAGACCGGGACAUCCGUGUAAAGCUUCUGGCACGGAUCGAGCAGCACCCGGAAAUCACUCUGCAACAACUAUCUGAAGAGUGCAACCGCAUUGUAACGCUGAAGGAAGACAGCGCCAGGAUCGAAGCGCCCGCACACGAUCGCGUUCUUGCCGUGCAAAGUGGAAAACCAGCUAACCAACGUUUUCGGCGGCCUACAACGGAAUCGGGACCCAAAACGGCGUGUUGGCUCUGCGGAGAGCUUCAUUGGGUCCGCGACUGUCCUUUCCGUUCCAAUAAGUGUGACGCCUGCCACAAGGUCGGUCAUAAAACCGGAUUCUGCAAGCCGAAACGUUUCCGACGCCAUUCCGGAAAGCACCAUGGGAAGCGGCGUACAGCAAUCCGGGUGGUCACAGUCGAUGUCCGUAGUGUCCAAAAACGGCGUCGCUUCGCAGCAGUCAUCAUCAAUGGUGUCGGUUUCGAGAUGCAGCUCGACACAGCGUCAGAUAUCACCGUCAUCGACCGGACGGCCUGGACGCAGCUUGGUAGCCCUCAUCUGGCUCCACCAUCUGUCAUCGCCCGAUCUGCGUCCGGGGGCAACGUGCAUCUUGACGGCGAGUUCUCAUGCACAGUCAGCAUGGGACACCGAUCUACAGAGGCUACAAUACGAGUAGCAAACGCCGGACUUCUUCUCCUGGGAACCGAUCUCGUGGAUGCCUUGGACUUAUGGACGCUGCCAAUGGACAAGUUUUGCCGCAGCCUGGCAGUGUCGGCGGUAUCGUCCGGAAACUUUCACGAGCGGUUUCCAAAAGUCUUCAACGGCACAGGAUUGCCCAAACGACCGGUGGCGUACGCUCUUCAGGACACGGUCAAUCGCGAGCUCGACCGACUAGAGCAGCUAAAAGUCAUCACCCCGGUAACAUCAUCCGAUUGGGCAGCCCCGGUAGUGGUGGUUCGAAAGGCAAACGGCCAAGUUCGCAUUUGCGGGGAUUACAGUACAGGGCUAAACUCAGCACUACAGCCCUACGAGUAUCCUCUACCCCUGCCGGAGGACAUUUUCGCACGGUUGGCAAACUGCACCAUUUUCAGUAAGAUCGACUUGUCAGAUGCCUUCCUACAAGUGGAGAUUGCGCCCCAAUAUCGCCCGAUGCUGACCAUCAACACGCAUCGCGGCUUAUAUACCUAUAAUCGGUUGCCGCCAGGAAUCAAAAUCGCGCCAGCCGCUUUCCAGCAGCUAAUGGACACCAUGCUGGCUGGCUUAACAGGCGUUUCCGGUUAUUUGGACGAUAUAAUAAUCGGCGCAGCAACUGUGCAGGAACAUGAUGCCGCCGUAACCAAGGUCCUGGAACGCAUGCAAGAAUAUGGAUUAACCGUACGUCAGGAAAAAUGCGUUUUUCGUACACGGCAGAUACAGUACCUGGGACACAUCAUCGACAAAGACGGCCUACGCCCUAGCCCAGAGAAAAUCGAAGUCAUCCGCCGUCUUCCGGAGCCUGCUAACAUCACAGAUGUCCGUGCCUUUCUAGGGGCCAUUAACUACUAUGGCAAGACUCCGGGCGAAGUUAUGUUUGGAAGGAAGCUGCGAACAUCGUUGGAGUUACUGAAGCCUCCGCCCUCUCCGGUAAAAGUGCACCCAUCUUCUGAAAUUGCCAGACAAUUCCGUCCCGCAGAUCCAGUAUAUGUCAAAAUGUAUUCUGGUAACAACUGGAACUGGAUCGCUGGAACAGUAGUGAAUCGGCAUGGUAGAGUUAUGUAUGAAGUGAUCACGGAAGACAACAGAAACAUUCGGCGGCAUAUCAAUCAGAUGCGGAAGCGCGCCCACAGCACUAGAGACGCGCCUAUUGCAACAAAGUCACAACAGUUGCCUUUAGAGAUUUUACUAGAUGAAUGGCACAUACCACCAUUACAUGCUAAAGGUCCUACACCAACGGCUAAUUCAUCGUCAACGUCCGCAUCAUCGUCUUCGCAACAAUGUGCGCUAUCGUCACCGUCUGUCCAAGUUACUGCACCAGCAGGAUUCCUGGUAGACCCAGAUUUGCCGGUCCAAAGCCGUUACCGGUACAGCAGCCACGACGCUCUUCUCGUAGGAGAAAAGUUCCUAGUAGGUUUGACUUGUACCGGACAAAUUUAA
Messenger RNA from Anopheles coustani, 2901 nucleotides. RefSeq lists its product as uncharacterized. The record is from RefSeq and is a predicted model, not a curated record. Lineage: Eukaryota; Metazoa; Arthropoda; Insecta; Diptera; Culicidae. The transcript has 4 exons. Gene Ontology annotation, molecular function: aspartic-type endopeptidase activity. Bases 1 to 2901 code for a protein of 966 amino acids. Gene Ontology annotation, biological process: proteolysis.